Telopea speciosissima is the source of this 4517-nucleotide messenger RNA. RefSeq names its product pleiotropic drug resistance protein 1-like. The record is from RefSeq and is a predicted model, not a curated record. The coding region runs from base 65 to 4384 and encodes 1439 amino acids. The transcript is spliced from 24 exons. Gene Ontology annotation, molecular function: ATP binding; ABC-type transporter activity; ATP hydrolysis activity. Gene Ontology annotation, cellular component: membrane. NCBI's taxonomy places the organism in Eukaryota, Viridiplantae, Streptophyta, Magnoliopsida, Proteales, Proteaceae.
AGAUCUCAAACUCUGAAAAUUAGAGAGUUUUAUUCUUGCCUCUUGGUGGGUUCAAGGCUCUCCAAUGGAGAGAAGUAUUUCACGAAGUGUUUCUAGAAGUGUUUCUAGAAGUAGUUCUCGUGGAGGAAACAAUUUACGUGUGGACAGUUACAAUUCUUAUUUUGGAAGAGAGAGUGCUUCUGAUGUGUUUCGUCGAUCUUCUCGUGCUGUUAGAGAAGAAGAUGAUGAAGAAGCUCUGACAUGGGCUGCUAUACAGAAACUUCCUACAUGGAAUCGUAUGAGAAAAGGGUUACUUGCUGGAGUGGAAGGUGAUAUAAAGGAGAUUGAUAUUGAAUGUCUUGGGCCACAAGAGAAGAAGAUUUUGAUUGAGAGGUUAGAAGUUGAGAAUGAGAAGUUCUUCUUAAGGCUCAGAAAUCGCAUUAAUAGAGUUGGAAUUGAACUUCCAACAAUUGAAGUUCGAUUUGAGCAUUUAAAUGUCGAUACAGAGGCUUAUUCGGGAAGUAGAGCUCUACCCACAAUCCCCAACUUCACUAUUAAUAUGUUAGAGGGAUUCUUGAGCUCUCUCCGUCUUCUCCCUAGUAAAAAGAAGCCAUUAUCAAUCCUUGAUGAUGUUAGUGGAAUAAUCAAGCCGGGCAGGAUGACAUUGCUUCUAGGUCCCCCAAACUCAGGAAAAACAACACUCCUGCUGGCUCUUUCUGGAAAGCUUGACAGAAGCCUAAAUUUCUCAGGAAAAGUAACUUACAAUGGCCAUGGAAUGGAUGAGUUUGUACCACAGAGAGCAUCUGCAUAUAUUAGUCAAAGGGAUCUCCAUAUAGGGGAAAUGACAGUGAGAGAAACUUUGGCUUUUUCUGCAAGAUGUCAAGGAGUGGGAAGUACUUAUGAUUUGUUUUCUGAGUUAACAAGAAGAGAAAAAGAGGCAAAUAUCAAGCCAGAUCCUGAUAUUGAUCUUUUCAUGAAGGCAGCAGCACUACAAGGGCAGGAUGCCAGUGUGAUCACAGAUGUAAUUCUAAAGAUUUUGGGCCUUGAGGUUUGUGCUGAUACCUUAGUGGGAGAUGAAAUGCUAAGAGGUAUCUCUGGAGGACAAAGAAAGCGUCUCACAACAGGUGAGAUGCUGGUUGGACAAGCAAGGGCACUUUUCAUGGAUGAGAUAUCAAAUGGCUUGGACAGUUCAACAACAUAUCAAAUUGUGAAGUCAAUGAGGAAUUACAUUCAGAUUUUGGGUGGAACAGCCUUCAUCUCCCUCCUCCAGCCUGCACCGGAAACUUUCGAGCUGUUUGAUGACAUUGUUCUAUUAUCUGAUGCACAGAUUGUGUACCAAGGGCCCAGGGAAUAUGUUCUUGAGUUCUUUGAGUACAUGGGAUUCAAAUGCCCUGAGAGGAAGGGAGCUGCAGACUUCUUACAAGAAGUGACAUCAAGAAAAGAUCAGCAACAGUACUGGAAUGAUAAAGACAAGCCUUACAGGUAUGUUUCUGUGAAGGCAUUUGUAGAAGCAUUCCAGUCAUUCCAUGUUGGCCGGAAGCUAGGAGAUGAACUUGCUACACCAUUUGACAAAACCAAGAGUCACCCCGCCGCUUUAACAACUGAUAAGUAUGGUGUCAGCAAAACAGAGCUGCUGAAAGCUUCUAUAGAUAGAGAAUUGUUGUUGAUGAAGAGAAACUCAUUUGUCUAUAUUUUCAAGACAGUCCAACUUGUUGUUAUGGCAUUCAUAACAAUGACAAUUUUCCUGCGUACUAAGAUGCACCGUGAUUCAGUACUUAAUGGUGGUACAUACGCGGGUGCUCUGUUCUUCGCUCUCAUGUCAAUUAUGUUAAAUGGAUUCUCAGAGGUGGCCAUGACUAUCUUGAAACUUCCUGUAUUUUACAAGCAAAGAGACCUUCGAUUCUUCCCUUCAUGGGCAUACUCACUACCCACAUGGGUUCUAAAGAUCCCAAUCAGUUUCAUUGAAGUUGCAGUUUGGGUGUUCAUGACAUACUAUGUCAUUGGCUUUGAUCCAAAUGUUGGAAGGCUGUUCAAACAGUACCUCCUCCUUCUAUGUGUCAGCCAAAUGUCUUCCGGAUUGUUUCGAUUCAUUGCAGCAGCGGGUAGGAAUGAGAUCAUUGCAAACACAUUUGGGUCCUUCAGUUUGCUGAUCAUCCUGGUUAUGGGUGGAUUUAUCUUGUCACGUGAUGACAUAAAGAAGUGGUGGAUAUGGGGCUACUGGAUCUCUCCUAUUAUGUAUGGUCAAAAUGCAAUUUCAGUGAAUGAGUUCCUUGGGAAAAGUUGGAGCCAAGUUCUACCCGGUUAUACUGAGACUCUAGGAAUGGAAGUCAUGAACUCUAAGGGGUUCUUUACUGAAGCAUACUGGUAUUGGAUUGGAGUAGGAGCAUUGAUUGGUUAUGUUUUCCUGUUCAACCUUUUUUACACUUUUGCACUCGCUUAUCUUAACCCAUUUAAGAGCUCUCAGGCAGUUCUUACUGAAGUAGAAAAUUCUACCAAUGAAACAACAGAACUUACAGACAUAUCAUCCAAGAAGAGUAGCAUUGAGGAAAGCAGAAAUGGAACUCAAGACAAAAGGCGGGGAAUGGUUCUUCCAUUUGAAUCUCUUUCCAUCAGUUUCGAUGAUAUAAGAUAUUCUGUUGACAUGCCACAGGCAUUGAAAGCACAAGGUGUUAUAGAAGAUCGGUUGGAGCUUCUCAAGGGAGUGAGUGGAGCUUUUAGGCCUGGAGUCCUUACCGCUCUAAUGGGUGUUAGUGGUGCUGGCAAGACCACUUUGAUGGAUGUGUUAGCAGGAAGAAAAACUGGUGGAUAUAUCGAUGGAACCAUCACCAUAUCAGGGUACCCUAAGAAGCAGGAGACAUUUGCCCGUAUUUCAGGAUACUGUGAGCAAAAUGAUAUCCACUCCCCCAAUGUCACAGUAUAUGAAUCUCUGCUCUUUUCUGCCUGGCUUCGAUUACCUUCAGAAGUCAAUGAAGAUGCAAGAAAGAUGUUCAUCGACGAGGUCAUGGAGCUUGUGGAACUGACUCCACUGAGGGAUGCAUUGGUUGGACUACCGGGGGUUAGUGGUCUAUCAACAGAGCAGCGAAAGAGGCUCACCAUUGCAGUUGAGCUUGUUGCGAAUCCUUCUAUAAUAUUCAUGGAUGAGCCAACCACUGGGCUUGAUGCAAGAUCAGCAGCAAUAGUGAUGAGAACAGUGAGGAACACUGUUGACACUGGAAGAACUGUGGUGUGCACCAUCCACCAGCCAGGCAUUGACAUAUUUGAAGCUUUUGAUGAGCUAUUCUUGUUGAAGCAAGGAGGAGAGGAAAUAUAUGUUGGUCCACUGGGGAGGUAUUCUUGUCAUUUGAUAGAAUAUUUUGAGGCCAUUGAUGGAAUAAGUAAAAUCAGAGAUGGUCAAAAUCCAGCUGCAUGGAUGCUUGAAGUUUCAUCAAUAUCCCAAGAAGCGACUCUUGGAGUCAACUUUGCGGAGCUUUACAAAAACUCUGAAUUGUACAAGAGGAACAAAACAAUGACAGAGGAGAUAAGCAAACCUUGCCCUGGUUCAAAAGAACUCCAUUUCUCUACUCGAUACGCACAAUCUUUCAUCAAACAAUGCAUGGUUUGCCUUCUGAAACAACAUUGGUCUUACUGGCGUAACCCAUCAUACACCGCCGUACGGCUUCUCUUCACAACCUUUGUAGCCCUCAUGUUUGGAACAAUAUUUUGGAAUCUUGGAUCCAAAAGCCGAACUCCACAAGAUCUCCUGAAUGCAAUGGGUUCUAUGUAUGCUGCUGUUAUCUUUCUUGGGAUACAGAAUGCCUCUGCAGUGCAACCUGUUGUAGAUAUUGAAAGAACAGUUUUUUACAGAGAAAGGGCUGCUGGAAUGUUUUCUGCUAUGCCAUAUGCCUUUGCACAGGUUGUCGUUGAGCUUCCAUAUGUCUUCCUCCAAAGUAUAAUAUAUGCUGUUAUAGUGUAUGCAAUGAUUGGGUUUCAUUGGGAGGUUCAAAAGUUCUUCUGGUAUCACUUCUUCAUGUACUUCACACUGUUAUAUUUUACCUUCUAUGGUAUGAUGACAGUGGCCAUGACGCCCAACCGCAACAUUGCUGCUGUAAUUUCUACAGCAUUCUAUGCUGUUUCAAACCUCUUCGCUGGAUUCGUAGUUCCAAAACCAAAAAUUCCAGUAUGGUGGAGUUGGUACUACUGGAUGAGCCCUGUUGCUUGGACAUUGUAUGGAUUGGUUGCAUCACAAUAUGGAGAUAUAAAAGAAAAGUUUAUAAAUGAAGUAGAAGUAGAUGAAUUUGUGAGUACAUAUUUUGGGUUUAAACACAGCUUUGUAGGAGUGGUGGCUAUUGUGAUUGUUGGGUUUGCAGUCUUGUUUGCAUUCCUCUUUGCCUUCUCAAUAAGGGUUCUUAACUUCCAGAAAAGGUAAUUAAGAUCUCAUAAUGAAUUCUGAGGAAGCUAAUCAAGCAAGAAGUCUCCAAUUCAGCCAUGAAGACAGACUUACCAGAAGCAAGACAAAAUACCAACAAUGUAGAGAAUAAUUUUGAAGCUCUAAAGUUUUU